This is a messenger RNA of Rotaria sordida, 1800 nucleotides long. NCBI's taxonomy places the organism in Eukaryota, Metazoa, Rotifera, Eurotatoria, Philodinida, Philodinidae. The record is from the annotation of a GenBank genome assembly.
AUGUCAGUACAAGAUACUCGUAAAUUAACUUCUAUAUUACGAUCGAUUCAAGUAAUCGAAGAUAAAGCAAAUACAAUUUAUUCUGAAUUUACAAUAUCCAAUAAUGAUAUUGAUCGUUCACAAACAACACCUAUUGAUGAUACAAAUACGCAUUUACAAAUAUUUUUUCAACAUCUUGAACAAUUGUUACAAAUUGAUUUAAAAAACCGAAGAUCAUUACUAAAUAAUAAACGAAAUUAUUGGAAUUUUUUUGUCCUAGCACUUAAAGAAAGUAAAGGUUUAUAUGAUACAGUAUUAUAUGUUCUUAAUACACAAGAUGUAAAAACUUCUAUUGGUCGUGGUCGUUUAUUUCUUCGUUUUUGUUUACAAAAUCAUCGUUUAGGUGAUGUUAUACAACAAAGUUUUAUGAUGACUAAACUUGUGAAACAAUUUUAUAAUGAUGAAUGUUUUUGGACAAAAUCAAUCUAUAUGAAUCGUAUUAUUCAAGCACUAUAUCAAUUAAAUGAUGUUCAAUUUGAUCUUCUUUCAACUUUAUCUUAUCAACUUGAUGUUUGUUGGCCUACAGCAGAAUCAAUUGAUUGUCAUUCAAAAUUUUCACCUGACGUCAUAUCACGAUUACGUACAGAUAGUAUAUCUAGUUUCUUAUCAAUGGACAGUCUUCCUUCACAAUUGAUGAUUUCAUCUUCUCCUAUAACUCCAUCAUCAUUUCAAAAUCUUGAAAUAUCUAUAAAUGAUGAUAGUUCAGCUUAUUCAAUUUCAUCUAUUGAUGAAUAUCCAGAAAAUAAUUUAGAUUAUUGGAAAGAUCGCUAUCAACAAUUAGAACUUCAAUUACAGUCUAAACAUGAUAAGUUACAUAUGAAUAAUGUUGAAACUCAAUGUUCAAUAGAUAAACAUGAUCAGAUAACUCAAACAAUCGAUAAUAAAAAAUUAAUCGAUGAAAGUAUAUUGAUAAGUGAAACCGAAAAAAUAAAAUCUCAAAGAGAUGUAUUACAACAUGAAGUUAAUAAUCUUAAUUUUCAACUUUCGACUUUUAUGAUUCAACAUUCAACAAUAGAAAAUAAACUUAAAGAACAUGAACAUGAAAUAGCCAAAUAUCGAGCUUUACUAGAAACGAAAGAUAUGGUUUUCAAUGAGUUACAACGUAAGUUUGAUGAACAAAUCAACAAUCUGAAAUCUAUUCAAGAACAACAUUCGAUUCGUUCAAUUGAACGAGAAAAACAAAUUGAACAUUUGACAAAGAAAUUUGAAAAAACCACAAAAAUGCUUAACGAUGAACGAAUACAAUUUGAAAAAGAACGGGCAGAACUUAAUAAAAUUCAAGAACAACUUGAAGCUUCUUUACAAGAAAAAACACUAGAUUUUGAAGAAAUGAAACGUAGAUUAAUUAAAGCUGUUCGUGAAAAAGCUGAUCUAUUUAAUUCAAUCUAUUCAUAUGAAGUUAAACUGGAGGAAGAACAAUCAAAGCAAUGGAUGCAUGAAGACGAUGUUCAUAAAUGUACAAAAUGUGAAACACAAUUUGGAUGGACUUUGAAGAAAUAUCGUUGUCGUCAUUGUCAUCAGAUAUUUUGUUACUAUUGUUCAAAUCAUUGGGAAGAAGGUCCGACACCAAAUUCUCAACAUCGUUUAUGUGACCGUUGUCAUGAAAAAUCUAUCCAAGAAUCUAUAAUGUCAAAUUAUACAAUCAUUGAUGAUCCAGAUAAUGAUAAUGAAACAAAAACUGAUGUUAAUCUCAAAUUUGAAGUACGAUCUGAACGGCUAAUUCUACCAACUGACAAUCAAUCGUCAUCUUCUGAGCAAUAA